GCGCUAUCAUCCAAAACAGCAGGUCGACGGGAACUCCCCGGGUGUGCUUCACAGGUCCCCGCUCUGCUGUGGCUUGAGUGGGUUUCAGUGAGAGCAUUUCAGCCAUAACUUGCGUCAGCCCGGAUUCUCCUCCCAACAACCCCAAACUCUCAAUAUCAUUAUCAGCAACAGAAUGAAGUCGGAAGCGGCGCCAAUGCUGCCUCUCGGUGCGGGCUCCCAACAGGGGACCCGGAACCACUCCCGGGGCAAAGGUUUCUUACUCGCUUUUUUGGCUCUAAUUUUAUUCUCAAUCACUUUUCUGGAUCUCGGGUCUCUCGAGCGACUCUUGACAGGAUCAGUUCGACGAGAGCAAGACUUCAGAUCCGGAUGUGCACAACCGGAGCCUUUAUUCCCGGGCGAGAACCGAGACCUCGAGAAAGUGUACGACCACAUCAGCAGCAGCGCCUUCAGGAAUGCCACCAUCAAACGUCUUUCUGCCGCCGUCCAGGUCAAGACGGAGUCCUUUGACGAUUUGGGGCCCAUCGGCGAGGAUGCGCGAUGGGAUGUCUUCUACGCCUUCUAUGAGUUCCUGGAAAAGACUUUCCCUCGUAUCCACAAGGAGCUGUUGGUGGAGAAGGUCAACACCCACGGACUGCUGUACACAUGGAAGGGCAGUGACAAGUCGCUGAGGCCAACACUGCUCAUGGCUCACCAAGACACGGUGCCAGUGCCCCCUGAAACCGUUGACUCGUGGACAUACCCUCCUUGGAGUGGAGAGUUCGACGGCACGCACGUCUGGGGCCGCGGCGCCAGUGACUGCAAGAACCAGCUGAUCGCUACUAUGGAGACGCUCGAGCUACUCCUUGAGGCCAAGUUCCAGCCACAUAGGUCUAUUUUGCUUUCCUUCGGCUUUGAUGAAGAGUGCUCUGGCCGGCAGGGAGCGGUGCAGCUGUCCGCCUUCCUACAGGAACGCUACGGAACCGACGGGAUCGCGGCGAUCAUCGACGAGGGUAGCACCUUUGAACAGGCUUGGGGGACACUCUUCGCCAAGCCCGGUACGGCUGAGAAGGGCUACACCGACGUUGAAAUCACAGUCCGGACGCCCGGCGGGCAUUCCUCCAUCCCCUCCGACCACACCAGCAUCGGCGUCCUCAGUGAGCUGAUCACCGAGAUCGAGGCCGAGCAGUACCGCACCCGCCUCGUCGACUCCAACCCCUACUACACCCAGCUCCAGUGCGGCGCCGCCUACUCGCCCGAGUUCCCCAGCAAACUCAAGAAGCUCCUCCGCCACCGCCGACCCGACCACAACACCUGCCACGCCACCAAACCCGACCGCCUCGCGCUCGAAGCCGCCAAACAGGGCCCCGACAUCAAGUACCUCAUGCAGACCUCGCAAGCCGUCGACGUCAUCUCGGGCGGCGUCAAGGUCAACGCGCUCCCGGAGCGCGCCAGCGCCGUCGUCAACCACCGCAUCAACGUCGGCGAGACGACCCAGGUGGUCAAAGACCGGCUUACCGCGGUCGCCGGGGCCGUCGCGCGCCGUCACAACCUCACCCUGCACGCCUUCGACGGCGCCGAGGAGGCGCCGGGUUCCAUCAUCCUCUUCGCGUCCGACCACGAGCUCGAGGUCGCGCCCAUCACGCCGGCGGAUGGCGCCAACGAGAGCCCCUUUUCCGUUCUUGCUGGAACGACGCGCGCGUUGUACGGGAGGGAUAUGGUCGUCACGCCGGGGAUUAUGACGGGGAAUACGGAUACCAGGUAUUAUUGGGAUUUGACGCGGCAUAUUUUUCGCUUCUCGCCGGGGUAUGAUCCUGAGGACGGGCCGGGGCUGGGGAAUAUUCAUACCGUGGAUGAGAAGGUCAGCGUGGUGAACCAUGUGAAUGCUGUGCGGUGGUUUAUGCUGUUUGUGAGGAACAUGGAUGAGGCUGAUUUGUAGCGCUCUGCUCUUGAGCAUGGUGACGCUUGUAGCUUGAAGUGAGAAGGCGUGCUUGGGAAGGGCUUGUGCCCGGAAGAUUGUGAGGGUAAUAUGCACAUGUACGUACCAAGAUCUCUCGAGGGUUAGUUCCUUAAUUGUGCGAUGGUUGUAUCAAGUCGGUUCUAAAGGGACACCGCCCGGGAUAUAGACUAGAUUGUCUUCCUAAUCUCAAAAGAAGCGGCGGACCCAUGAUUCUUCACUACAUCCCCCGCCGUGAGCCAUGGCCUUGAGCUAAGC
This is a messenger RNA of Chaetomium fimeti, 2191 nucleotides long. RefSeq lists its product as uncharacterized. The coding region runs from base 173 to 1915 and encodes 580 amino acids. The transcript has a single exon. Lineage: Eukaryota; Fungi; Ascomycota; Sordariomycetes; Sordariales; Chaetomiaceae. The record is from RefSeq and is a predicted model, not a curated record. Gene Ontology annotation, cellular component: fungal-type vacuole lumen. Gene Ontology annotation, molecular function: metallocarboxypeptidase activity.